This is a messenger RNA of Sorex araneus (European shrew), 2302 nucleotides long. RefSeq names its product sperm flagellar 1 (gene SPEF1). Gene Ontology annotation, biological process: regulation of cytoskeleton organization. The transcript has 7 exons. The coding region runs from base 697 to 1410 and encodes 237 amino acids. The record is from RefSeq and is a predicted model, not a curated record. NCBI's taxonomy places the organism in Eukaryota, Metazoa, Chordata, Mammalia, Eulipotyphla, Soricidae. Gene Ontology annotation, molecular function: microtubule binding. Gene Ontology annotation, cellular component: axoneme.
AAGACGCUUGAGGAGCUAAGGGCCUGCGCAAGACCUUGACCUUGACCCUGGUGUUCUCCCUGGGAGUCUGGGUUACAUGGUAACGGCCCCCUACCCUGCCCCCAGGAUCCCGACGGGCUGUGGGUGGAGGGGGCAAGGCGUGGCAAUCGCUCUGCGGACUGCAGGGCGGCCUGGUCUCAGUCCACGCCACAGUCCAGAUGGGGAGCAGCGGAGGAUUAAAAUGGACCCUUAGAGAAAGUUGAUGGACACCAGGGUGCGGCCUUCACGGGGGACUGAUGACUUAAAGGGCCCGGGAGACGGGUCCGAGCCCUUGGGGGUGCCGGUGCGAGGGGUUCUGCGGGCCUCGCUGGCCUAGCAGGCCCGAGAGUGGACCCUUGACUGCUCAGCCCGUGACGCGGGCCGGAGGAGUUUUCCUGGAGGGCGGGGAAGGCCAGUCCACCUAGGCGGCCCCAUCGCCGAGUUCCGACGAGGCCGCGGAAGGAAAACUACCACUCCCAGAAGCCCCCGCGCCCUGGCGACGCCAGCUGUUGCCAUGGUUUCGGGAAACAAUAUGGCCGUUUCCAGCUAGGACGCGGCUCCGGGCAUCAGCGCCGGGCGCCGCUCUGCGCGGGGGGCGGGGGCCGAGGAGGAAGCUCGAGAGGGGUCGUGCGGCGGAGGCUGGACCCUGCGCGGCGGGAACGGCCUGUGGGGGCGUUCAUGGCGGGCAGCGUGGACGAAGAGGCGCUGCACCAGCUGUACCUGUGGGUCGACAACAUCCCCCUAUCCCGGCCCAAGCGGAAUCUCUGCCGGGACUUCAGUGACGGAGUCCUGGUUGCAGAGGUGAUCAAGUAUUACUUCCCCAAGAUGGUGGAGAUGCACAAUUAUGUACCUGCCAAUUCCCUUCAGCAGAAGCUCAGCAACUGGGGGCACCUGAACAGGAAGGUGCUGAACAAACUCAACUUCUCGGUCCCAGAUGACGUGAUGCGCAAGAUUGCGCAGUGCGCCCCUGGCGUGGUGGAGCUGGUGCUCAUCCCCCUGAGGCAGCGCCUGGAAGAGCGGCAGAGGCGCAGAAAGCUGGGUGCUGGCUCUUUACAGGAGCUGGCCGCUCCCCAGGAUGGCACUGGCUACAUGGAUGUGGGUUUCCCCCAGAAGGCCCCAGGGGAAGGUGCCCAGGAUCCCAAGGGAGGGGCGCCGCUCAGAGGGAGCCGGCAGCCGCCCCCCCGACCUCCAGGCUAUAGCCAGGCUCUGCAGGGCGACCCAAGCUUCGUUCUCCAGAUCGCAGAAAAGGAGCAGGAGUUGUUGGCCUCGCAGGAGACCGUGCAGGUCUUGCAGAUGAAGGUCAGGCGCUUGGAGCACCUGCUCCAGCUCAAGAAUGUGCGCAUUGAUGACCUCUCGCGGCGGCUCCAGCAGGCAGAGCGGAAGCAGCGGUGAGCGGCCAGUGGCAGCGCCAGGGAGUACCCGCCAGAACCCAGAGGCUGCGACCAGCUCCACCUAUGCACCCACCUAGUGACAGAAGGAACGGGCGGGCGGAGCCAGCGCCUCCAAUGAGCCUGGGAGUGAGGCCCCUCCCUCCUUUGGGGUGGAUGUGGGAGCUGGGCAGGGGGGUGGGGCAGAAUCCAUCUGAGUGGAGACCCCAGACUGAGCCACCUCCUUCCACUCCAUCCGGGUCAGGAGAAUGGACCACUUUCCAGAACCCAGAAGCCACAUGCAGAGACCUGGCCUGCCCCCCAAAGCGGUGUCCCACCCCAGCAGCUCUGCCUUGGUGCUCCCUGUGGUGGACCUUGAGAAGGGUGUCCUGAGAUCAGAUCCUGCCCCUAGUCCCAGGUCCCUUGGCAGCGCUGGGGACGGUGCUAGCUCCACUCAAGAGAGAGCUGCACAGUCUGCGCCCCAGGCGGCCAAGGAGCCUCUUUGUCCCUCCUGGGCACUCACCUGGGACCCUGCUCAAGGCUGGAAAGUGCAGCAGCUAGAGGGGAAAGGGUGAGGAGGGGCUCGCCAGGGGUUGGGGAGACUCUUGCAGUGCCUGUUCCAGCCGCCCGCCCCUUCUGCCCUGUACUGCUGAGGCUACUUGGGGGACAUGGGUCUGGCCCAUUAAAGUUGUGCUCUUUCUCACUCCUGCCUUCUCUGUCUGGAUCUGGAGGGCAGUUAGAUCCUGAGUAAAAGCAGGUCCCACUUUGUGGGUAGCUGGGCCGUAGGUGGCCACUGCUAGGUCGGUUGAGAACAGCAGGAGUCAGACCUUGUACACUAGCACAGCCUGACUUCUGACCUCAGACUGCCCAUAAACCCCCACUCACAGUGUCUUUGAACCCAGUGCAAACUCAGCUUG